AUGCAGGGCGGGUGUAUCCGACAAGCCGUGGGCAAGAUCUUGCAAGGUCGCACGCCAGCCGGCCUGACUGAGGAGGAGGUGAUGCACAUCACUCAAGCUGGAAGAGACAAACUGAUUCUCGAAGACAGCUUGAUCCGUCUGGACGCGUCGCCGAGGAUGAUCGUCGGUGAUAUUCACGGGCAUCUGGACACGCUCCUCUACAUCUUCGACACAUUUGGCUACCCGCCAGACAAGCGAUACCUCUUCCUCGGCGAUUACGUAGACAGAGGCCCUGAUGGGCUGGAAUGCAUGUGCCUUUUGGUCAGCUACAAGGUCCUGUUCCCAGACACCGUCCACCUGCUGCGCGGGAACCACGAGAGUACGAUCACCCAUUACUACGGCUUCUACGACGAAUGCGCCCGCAAGCUGAACAAACAGGCACAUCUCCACUUCUUAUGCCUGUUCGACACUCUCCCCUAUGCAGCGCUAAUCAGCAACAGCGUGCUGUGCAUGCACGGGGGGCUCAGUCCCGACCUGCGAGCCAUCGCAGACCUAGAGCGUCUACCGCGCCCGGCGCCCAUACCAGACCAAGGACUCGUGACUGAUUUGAUGUGGAGCGAUCCAGAACCGGGUUUGACUGGUUGGGCGAUCGGGCGAGGGGGCGCAUACACCUACGGCGAGAACGUUGUGGAGCGGUUCUGCAGGACGAACAGCCUCCAGCUCAUCGUCCGUGCACACCAGAUCGUUGACGCCGGCUAUGAGUUCUUUGCGAACAAGAAACUCAUCACUGUCUACUCUACACCCAAUCACUGCGAGAGGGAGAACAAAGCAUCCGUGCUCUGCGUGGAGCCAUCAGAGGAAGCGGAGGGGGUGACGUUGAGUCUGCGGGUUUAUAAUAAUACACACGUAUUGCGGAACAAGACAACAAUAUAA
Molecule: messenger RNA, 912 nt
Organism: Emiliania huxleyi CCMP1516
Lineage: Eukaryota; Haptophyta; Isochrysidales; Noelaerhabdaceae
Exons: 1
Coding region: 1-912 (303 amino acids)
Cellular component (GO): cytoplasm
Molecular function (GO): protein serine/threonine phosphatase activity
Source: RefSeq, a predicted model, not a curated record